This is a messenger RNA of Pistacia vera, 1913 nucleotides long. Its product is annotated as protein NRT1/ PTR FAMILY 1.1-like. The record is from RefSeq and is a predicted model, not a curated record. Gene Ontology annotation, molecular function: transmembrane transporter activity. Gene Ontology annotation, biological process: oligopeptide transport; transmembrane transport. NCBI's taxonomy places the organism in Eukaryota, Viridiplantae, Streptophyta, Magnoliopsida, Sapindales, Anacardiaceae. Bases 59 to 1870 code for a protein of 603 amino acids. The transcript has 5 exons. Gene Ontology annotation, cellular component: plasma membrane.
AAAAGGCCGCCCUCAUAAGGUUAUCCCAACUGAUAGAGGCUGAGGACAAAAAGAAAACAUGGAGAUUUCUUAUGAGAAGGAAGAGAACAAGAAAAUCUCCCGUCAAGAGGGUAAAAGCAGAAAGGGUGGAUUUAGGACAAUGCCCUUUAUCAUAGCAAAUGAGACGUUUGAGAAGGUAGCAAGCGUGGGGCUUCAAGCCAAUAUGAUAUUGUACUUGACAAAGGAAUAUCACAUGUCAAGUGCAGCCGGAACCAAUGUAUUAUUCUUGUGGUCAGCCAUAUCAAAUUUUAUGCCUACUAUUGGGGCUUUCCUUUCUGAUUCUUACUUAGGUCGCUUUCGGGUCAUUGCAUUGGGAACUUUCAUCAGCCUUCUUGGAUUGACUGUCCUCUGGAUAACAGCUAUUGUUCCUCAGGCCACACCACCUUCUUGCAACCCGACAGUAGAAGCUUGUAUAUCUGCAAAACCAGCCCAGCUGGCGCUUCUCUAUUCUUCAUUUGCUCUCAUGGCCAUCGGAGCCGGUGGCAUUCGGCCGUGCUCCUUAGCCUUUGGUGCUGACCAAUUACAAAAUCCUAAUAAUCCCAACAAUGAGAGGCUAUUGCAGAGCUUUUUCAAUUGGUAUUAUGCUUCAGUCGGAAUCUCAAUCAUGAUUUCAGUGACAGUCAUAGUUUAUAUUCAAGAUAAGGCUGGCUGGAUUGUAGGUUUUGGAGUUCCUGUUGGACUCAUGUUCUUGUCUGCUGUACUCUUCUUAAUGGGUUCUUCAUUAUAUGUCAAAAUGAAGGCAAACAAGAGCUUGUUUACCGGCUUUGCCCAAGUUAUAUCUGCAGCCUGGAAGAACAGAAAUCUAGCUUUGCCACCAAGGGAUUCUGAUGGAUGGUACCACUACCAGAAAGGUUCAAAGUUUACCGUACCAACAGAAAAAUUAAGGUUUUUAAACAAGGCUUGCAUAAUCAGAAACCCAGAGAAAGAUAUGGAGUACUCUGAUAAAACGUCAUGGAAUGUUUGCACAGUGAGACAAGUAGAAGAGCUGAAAGCACUGAUUAAAGUUUUGCCGAUCUGGUCCACGGGCAUCAUAAUUGGAGUGACCAUCAGCCAGCACUCAUUCCCAGUACUCCAAGCUGUCACCAUGGACAGGCGCAUUUUCACUGAAAAAAUAAAAUAUCCGGCAGGUUCAUUCGGUUUGUUCGCAAUCCUCACAUUGACAAUAUGGGUUGCCGUCUACGAUCGAAUCGUAGUCCCUCUUCUAGCAAAGUUCACAAAAAGAAGAAAAGGACUUAGCAAUAAAGAGAGAAUUGGAAUCGGUCUGGCAAUCUCAUGUCUAGCCAUGGCAACCUCAGCACUGGUGGAGAGGAAGCGACGUGACACAGCAAUCAGAGAAGGAUUGGCGCAUAAACAUGGUAUUGUGAGUACGUCAGCAUUUUGGCUAGUGCCACAAUAUUGCCUCAUAGGCUUAGCAGAAGCUUUCAACGCAAUUGGGCAAAUAGAAUUCUAUUAUUCUCAGUUUCCAAAGAGCAUGUCGAGCAUCGGAGUGGCUCUUAUGGCGCUUGGAAUUGCAGUGGGAAAUGUAGUUGGGGCUCUGAUUAUAUCAAUCUUGGAUAAUGUGACAAAAAGAGGAGGGAAAGUGAGCUGGGUAGCCACUAAUCUCAACAUGGCUCACUACGAUUAUUACUACUGGAUUCUUUGUUUCUUGAGUGUGAUCAAUUUGUUUUACUAUUUAGUAUGUAGUUGGGCAUAUGGGUCAUGUGAGGAUAUUAAGGAUUGGGACGAGGAUGAAGUAAAGAUAACAGAAGAAUUAUCGAUACUUGAUCUUAAGGGAUCCCCUCUUGUUUAUCCUGGAUCUCCUCUCGUUUUCUAUUCUGCUUCCGGUAUUUGAUUUGUAUUUUGAACCCAACUACUUGUUUAUGCAUUGCUACUGA